Messenger RNA from Emiliania huxleyi CCMP1516, 1227 nucleotides. RefSeq lists its product as hypothetical. The coding region runs from base 1 to 1227 and encodes 408 amino acids. The transcript is spliced from 4 exons. NCBI's taxonomy places the organism in Eukaryota, Haptophyta, Isochrysidales, Noelaerhabdaceae. The record is from RefSeq and is a predicted model, not a curated record.
AUGCCGAAGACCAAGCCCGCCAACCAGGGCGCCAAGCCCGGCCGCGACUUCCUGGUGUCACCCUCUGCACAGCGGGUGGAGGCGGACGUGCCCCGCCUCGAGGUGCCGCGCGAUGAGGACGACUGGCGCUACGCGCAGUCCUUUGACGUGGACGACGAGGGCGCCGCGGCUUUCUAUCGAACGUUUGGCUUCGUCGUCUUCCGGGGCGUGCUAGACGAGGCGGAGACCGAGGCCUCUCGCCAGGACAUCCUCUCGUACGUGCAGAGCAUCUGCCCCGACUUUCGCGCGGACGACACGGCGACGUGGACCGCCUGGAAGAGCAAGGUGUUCGGCACUCCCAACGUUGGCGACUCGUCGGCAAUCUGGCGCAAGCAGCUGGUGAGGAAUCGGCACCACCCGCGCGUCGCCGCCGGCUUCGCGACGGCGCUCGGCUGCGAGGCGCCCUCGCUGCUGUGCAACCACGACCGCUGGGCGUUCUACCGGCUGGGCGAGCGGACGCGGCGCAACGUGCAUCUCGACAUCAACCCGUGGCAGCAUUACGCGCACGAGGGCGCCCGCGUGCGCGCGGCCUUCGCCGCGGCGGACUUCCGCUCGCACGAGGCGCUCUUCAAGCAGAACAACUGCAUCACGCGCGCGCUGGGCCCGCACGCGCAGGGCACGCUCGCGCUUAGCGACAACCAGGCGGAGGACGCGGGCUUCCUCUGCGUCCCCGGCUCGCACGCGGUCUUCGAUGAGUGGGUCGAGGCGCUCGGCCCCGAGCCCGCGCACGAGAGCGGCUUCCGCUACGACUACGCCGACCACUCGCACCUGCCAAAGAGGGCUGGGCGACGAGCAGUAACACAGAACGCAUCACCAAACAAACUCGUGCCCGUGCUGCGCCGCCACGCGCCGAGCCCGAGCGCCCUCGUGCCGACUGCGGCCUUAUCGCGCCUCCCAACGACCACCGCCACGGGCGCUUCGAAAUCGCCGAUUUUCACUCUGAAAACCAGUCACGCAGCCAGCGGCGACACACUCAUCCAGCUACAGAUCAACCUCACGACGGGGUUCUCCAAGGAGGUGCUGGCCGCGCUCAAGCGGCUCGUCAACGGGUACAGUGUGUCGCCGGCGAAGCUAAUCAUGGACGACGUCGACGACGAGAGCAUGGACAUGGACGAGCUCGUGUUCCGACCCAAUCCUGUAGAGCGUCUCGAGCUCAGCAACUCGGACUACGUGGAGUCGGCGCAUUAG